This is a messenger RNA of Cataglyphis hispanica, 6656 nucleotides long. RefSeq lists its product as uncharacterized. NCBI's taxonomy places the organism in Eukaryota, Metazoa, Arthropoda, Insecta, Hymenoptera, Formicidae. The transcript is spliced from 8 exons. The record is from RefSeq and is a predicted model, not a curated record. The coding region runs from base 1270 to 2733 and encodes 487 amino acids.
CUCAGCUGUUUGCGAUUCUCAUUCGUCCAUUAAUAUCGUGUUUUUAUCCAAUAAAUUAACGCUCGAAUUAAUCUCGGAAUCGGACCGUGGUUGCUAGCCCUGACUUCGCAGAAUCGCGAAAGUUGAGAAGUUAACCGCGGUGUACAUCGCGCGGUCAUUCGUUACGUCGCGUCGGGACGCAUCUGGUAAAGAUAUAAUUGCGAUCGAGCCUCGCGAGAGAUGAUUUUAUCUCACCGGGAAUAAAUAUCGUCUACAAGUGAGCGUGUGUUUUGUGCCGAGAAAAAUACCGGGCGAUUGUGUUGCGUGCGCGGUGACGCGUAAACAAAAUAUACAAUGCUUUGCGUCGGUGAUGUGAACGUGUGACGUAUGUACUUGUAUGAGUGACAAGGAAACUUCCACCGGGCGGAUCGAGCUUCAAGUAUCAUUAAGAUGGUUUGUCUAUCAACUUCCACUUCACGCUGUAAAUCUUGCUCAUGUUCUUCGAGAUAGCUUCGUCGAUUGCGCAAUCAGCUUUUCUCGGAUGAACGUUGCAACGAUCGCCUCGAGGCUGGCUUGGCAUCAUUAAAUUAUGCUUUGGGAUGUCAGUGUUUACAUCGAAGCAACACGUGAAACGGUCCCUUCGCCACCGUCGUCGUUGUCAUCGCAUCCGCUCCGCUGUUUGCCACCCCUUUGCGCGAGUCAAGCCACCCCCUAGGAUCCAGCGGAAUGUAUAUAAGCGACGAGAAGGUGUACGCGUCGAUUGGUCGAGCGAACCUGGGUCGAUGGCAAGAGGGGCGCCGGGUCGUUCGUGAAGCUCGUAGUGCCGCUCUGACCACCGUCGCGGCUGGAUUAUCGUAGCCGUCGUCGUUGUCCUUGCUCUACCUUGAUAAGAAUCGCCGGCGCGAUUGCUCACAGAGAAAGAUCCAUCGACAUCGCAUAUAAUUACCGAUUCUCACUGAUGAUCUCGGAUCGAUGAAGAUCGCGACGUAAUCCCAAAGCGAGCAGAACCCCUAGAGAACCGACGAUCGAGGAAAACGAUCGCGAAAGACCGAUGUGUAAGGGUGACUGUCAUACGUAGGUGAAGCGAGGUCGUUUACACCGAACAACGUCCCUGAUAACGUCGAGUAGUGCGUGUAGUGCGCCCAUCGUGGGAUCAACGAAGAGCAACCACUAGGAUAGUGUGUACAUCACUAGCGAUCAGCAAUCGGACCGUGAAUGCGGUCGCGUUAACAAACUCUCUCCCCCGAGAUUAACAUCGCUCGGCAGCCAACAAAUUCUCCGAAUAUCAGCAUGAGAAGGCAGUCAUUUUGUCCGAGUACGAGCAACGGAAGUGGCGGUGCCGAACCGCUGAUAGUCGUCGAGGAAAGCACGCUCGGCGAGGAGGAAGCUGAGCGCUGUCGCAGGGAAUCGCCGCCGCGAUGUGUAGAUCCGGAUUCCCCAUCCUUGAAUCCCUAUCUGCUCUCGCCGUGGAGGGACGCCAGGAAGCAUUCCUUACCGACUCCGCAAUGUACAUCCGGAAUAACCGCAUCCCAGGUGCGACGAUUGAGCGAACGCGGUGGAGAAGGGUCCGGUCCAUCAGCGAGAGAGGCUGCCUUCUUGGCGACGCUCUCGCAGACGCCGGCACCUCAAUCGGGCCGACGACACUCUGUCGUCACGAUUUCCAGGGUACCGACAACCCUGUUUGGUCGCAAUCGUCGCGAAUCUAUCGCCGCAUUUCCCAUGGGAGGUGCCACCAGGAUAUUGCAAGGCCGCCGAGAUUCGUCCACCGGGAUAACCACCGGUCCGCCCAGUAAUAGUGGAAGCACUCACAAUCUGCAGCUCGAUAUUAUGGAUGACAUCGCCGAGAUCAAGGCUAAAAAGGUUCGUUUAAAAAUGUAUAAGACAUCAUCUCGCGAGCGCGUGUGCGAGAUUCAGCCUCUGGAAGGCAACGGCAGCUCUACGACGCAGAAAUACAUACAGCAUCAGAAACGCCGAUUCUCCGAUUUCUCGGCGUCAGUCGCGGCGUCGACGUCGGCGUUACGUAGACGCGCGUCUGAGAUGACGAGACCGAUUUGUGAACUCGAGGUACCCUGUUCGACAACAGCGGCGGGUAUCACUUGCUCCAACACGGACCUGAUAUCCAUCCUGAGUUCUCUGACGUCGUCCGCGUCGGAGAUAAACACAUGCGGUACAUCGGACGCAAAGGACGAACAAAGAUCAAGCUGGUCUAUGAAAACGGCGGAGCAGAGACGCAAUCGACUCAAGAGCUCACGAUCCAACAGCUUCGACGUGUCCAUCCUGCGCGGCACCAAGAGCAAAACGCCGAGCAGCAGCAACAGCAAGGGCGCCGUUGGCUCGUUCAUCGCACCGAGCAAUUGGUUUGCCAAGCGUCAUCAACCUAUCUCGAAAAAGAAUCGGUACCUGGACGAAGAGAGCGCGACGACGUUCAAGCUCGACAAGUUGAAGAUAGUUAAAACCGUCAAGGAUACACUGGCGAAGAACGUGGAUACCAAGCACAAGGUUCUCUGGGAUGACAGCAGUGGCACCAAAGUAGACGCUCAGGUACUCGGCAAUGCCAUCGAGAAGAUUCUUACCUCGACCCACAGGGGAAACGAUGCGGAAAUAUCGGGCAGCUCAUCUGGAAAACCAUCCGUGUCACCGAACAAGUCGCGCACCGGCAAGGUCACUAGCUGGUUCUCGAGCGGGAACAAGGAGCAAGAGCAAGCGGACUGCGACUCGAUCUGUUCCACUCUUAAGGACCUGUUCGUCAAGUAGUGCACCAUCGUCGGACCGUUUCUUCGCAAUUAUAUCAUUUGUUUUGUUUUGUUACAUCAACGUACAUCCGAUUGACAGCGUGAGAUAUUCGUUGCACUGCCAUUAUUUAUCUUCUUUUUUUUUUUUUGCCGAAUGAGUUCUAUUUUUCCGAACUAAUUCCUCGUGUAAAUACGAAGUGAUUUGUGGGAACGGCUCCUCUCCUGUUUGCCUCCUUGAGUUGAGAAGGGUUCGAUAAAGAGGAAAAUCGGGUGCGAGAGAGGAAUAGAAAAAGAGAGAGAAAGGAAAACAUAUUUUAUUCGAGGAUGUAAUCGUUUCUAUCUGUUUUUUUCUUACGCAUUUCUUCACAAGAAAAGAACGUUAACACCCUCGCAUGUUUAUCCUUUAUAAAACAGUUUUAAAAAGCUUUUUCUUAUCAAAACUCUUUAAAACCUGAAACGAUAAACUUCUAAAAGUUAUCACAUUCGUGAAGAGUAUUUUCGGUCUUUCAAUGUGAGGUUUUCAUAGAUUUAUAAGAUUUUAUUUAAAAAGUUAAUAUUUUAUGAAUAAAAAUAUUGCAAUUUUAAUUUUUGCAAUCAGAAAUUGUACCGUUAAAUAGAUAAUUUACGAAGUUAAAGGCCUUUGCUAAUUAUUCUUGUGACGCGAUAUGUGAAUAUUGAGUUCGAUAUAUACGGACUAUUUUAGCUCUUAUCCUCCGUAUAUUUUGAUUAUAUUUAUCCGCAAAUAAUUACACAUAUAAUUACUGUGAGACAGGAAAUACUAGAUAAUACUACAAUAAAUCUGUCCUCGUCUAUCUCGAAUGAACGCACACGCUCUAUAAUUUUUAUCAAUAGAGUGCGAAGAGAGAUUGUUUUUAUAGAACUAUUUUCAUAUGGAAUAAUUAUUUAGUGUAUCCAUAUAUCAUUUUAAGUUGUCGCGAUAACAUUGGAUAACAUUACAUUGGCAUGAAAGAAUUCUAAGAGUAGGAUUAUGACGUAAUAAAAAUAUAUUCCAUGCUAUAUAUGUAAGCGCAUUUCAUAAGCAUAUUAAUGAAUAUAAUAUGAUGAAUCAUAAAAACAUUAAACUAUCCUUUGCGGGUCAAAGGGAGAGAAAAAAAAAGAGAGAGAAAGAGAGAGCAUAUUAAUUAUAACGUAUAUAAUAUAUAUAAUAUAUUCUUAAAGAGAGAUAGCAAAGAAACAUAAAAAGUGGCGGCUGGUCCGGUAAGUUAAACUUACGGCAUGAUGGCCGUAAUAAGUUGGCACUUUCUGUUAUCCUUCUCCCUGCUUCAUUGUUCAAAUUUUUAUCUAUUUUCGUGCUUUUUCUGAUCGGCGCUUUUUAUUCGUCGAUAUCAUCACAAUUUUCAAUCGUAUAGUACGAAGCGCCACUGUUGUAGAGAUAUAUGUACACAGUAUAAAGAUGUGUGUAAAAAUUGCUACGUACAUUUAAUAAUAACAUGAAACAAUUAACGUUAUACAUGGAGUUGUACGUCAAAUUAAAAAAGAGAAAAAAAUAUUCAUGUUGCAGCCUCAAGAAAUUUCAAGAGUAGGAUAUAUAUUAUAUACAAUUGCGAAUAUGCAAGAAAAUAAAUGAAACGUAGAACCAAUAAAUAUUGCGUUAUGUUUCGUAAAUUUUUCGAUAUAACUCUUAUUCUUGAUAAUUUUAUUUUUUUAACUUUCUCAGAAAACUUGAAACAAAUAUAGAAAAUGCAUUAUUUUAUGCAUUAUAUAAUUUCUUUAUAUAUUCAAAUUUCUUUUCACAUAAUUAUGUUUUGAGAUAUUCUUUAAUUUUUAUUUCUCAAAUGACAUCUGACAAUAGCUAAAUAAGUAAAUAAUAUACUAAAUAGAAUUUUUCAUAGUUUAAGUUUAGUAUUUCUUAUGUGUUGAAUUUUUUAAAAAUAACAUCUUGAUCUUGCCUUGCUCUACGAUGUGAUUAGAACAUAAUUAGACUGACAAUAGAUGUAUGUUCUGUAUCUUUUAUGUUGCUUUAUUAAGAAAAAUUUCUCCCAAUGUUUAAAACAGCUUCGAUUUGUAUUAAAUGAAUAGCUUGAAAACAUAAUAAAUGUGAAUUUUAUGUGUCGUCAUUUGUAGAUAACUGCAAUCGAAGGAAUUUAAAUUGGAAAUUUAUGACUAUAUUAUACAUUUAAAUAAAACUGACAUGUAAGUUAUGCGUUACACAUCUAUCUAUACGUACAUAUCUACACGUCUCUUUGAUAUAUCAAUAUUAAAAAAAUAUUCCAAAAAUAAUAAUUGUCGUUGAGAGUUUUGAAAUCUAUAUGCAAUUGAUUACAUAAUGUAAUUAUCUUAAUCUAUGAGAACAUUAUUAUUUAUUUUUCAGAAAUAUACAAUGUAUGAGAGCAGAGUGUGAAAAUAUGUAAGAAUUAAUUCUUCGCUUGAGAUAAUCAAGAUCUAUAUAAAUCCAUAAAAAAAGGAAAUUUAUAAUUUUUCUUUAUAUUACGUACAAUUUAUCUGAUAAAGAAGAGAGCAUAAAAAUAAAGGUGAAAUAAAAACGACAGUACAAAUACAAAGCAAAUGAAUGAACGAAUCUAUCAUUUAUCUUACUAGAAUAAUAACGCAAACAAAUGAUUUCUGAUGCAGGUAACAAAUUUUCUUUUUGUAUACUUUCAUCUCUAUAAUCUCUAAUUUCUUAACUCAAUUAUUAAUGAGAUUAAAUCUCAAUUACGAUAUUUAGAAAGAAUUGUACUUGUUAGUAUAUUUUAUCUGCAUUAGGAAAGUCAUUCAUGACUCAGUCCAAUCAGAGAGAAAAUAUAGAUUUUUUUAUUGCGAUUAAAUUUCUAUCAAUUUUAAACGUAGAAUAUGAAUACGAAAGAGAAAAGUACAAUAAUGAUGAAAAAAAAUGAUGUGGUACUAUCUGCAUAUUUUUUUCAAUUAGUACAUCACAUAUGUAAAUUAGAUUAUUUCAACAGUGUCCUAAUUGUAAUGCAAAAUUGUAAAUAAUAUUGGUACUAUAUGUUCUAUCAAUGUUCUCGCAGAUUGGUAAAACAUAAAUAUGAAAAAAAUGAAAUAUACGUUGAUUAUAAAUGUUGCAAAAAGUGUGAAUUAUUUGUAAAUUGAUUUUUUAUUCUGAAUACAAUCUAUAAGUAUUGUAGUGUAAUAUCGAAGAAAAAUAUAACAGAGUGGAGAAAAAUACGCCUUCAUAUGGUGCUUAUUUCAUGAUUUCCACAAGAAAAUCAUUAUAUCGGAAGCUAAAGAGAUAUUAUGUAGAUUUAAUUCAUCUGAUGGCUUUUACAAGAUUAUUAUGCAAAUAAUAUAUAAACCAGUUUUCUUCUUUCUGAAAACAAUUUUAUUUUUAAGAAAUCGGAACUAUUCAGACUGUUGCAACUACAUUUUUUAAUUUGUUGGUGUUGUAUUACAGUAAGAUGACAUUUUUUUCUCAGGCAUUGCCUGCAUUACGAUGAACAAACAGGAUUAUCCAUUUUAUAAUUCGUGCACACGCGAUUGUAGAAUGAUAUACAUUUAUAAAAAACGUAAUGAGAAUUCUAAUUGUAAUAUAUCUAUAUAUAUUAUAUAUAUAUGCAAAGUCAAAGAAUGUAUAACGCUAAAGAGAAAUGCAUUAACACACUGGAAUCAAUACAUCAAUUAUUCAUUUCAAAAUCCGAAAUAUCUAUUCUAUUAUUGAAGAUCUUCGCAUUCUUAACACUCAUUAAAAUAUAAGAUGGUAUGGAAAUAUCUGAGCUCAUUGCUUGUGUGCUUUUUUGCUAAAUCACUCAGAGAUACUAAGCGAGUGUACUCGUGGAAGAAUAUGGAUUUCGCAGAAAUCACCGAAUAAGAUUUUUUAUAAAAAAAAAACACAGAUUGUAUUCAUCGUAUAACAAAGCACAGAAAAGUGCUUGGAAUUGAUAGAUUCUUCUCAUUAAAAAGAAAAAAGCAAAGAAUUUUCUAUCACCUAAUAAAAACUAAAAUAAGCUUAAAUUAAAAAAAAAAAAACAA